Messenger RNA from Radiomyces spectabilis, 789 nucleotides. RefSeq lists its product as uncharacterized. Gene Ontology annotation, biological process: inositol phosphate biosynthetic process; phosphatidylinositol phosphate biosynthetic process. NCBI's taxonomy places the organism in Eukaryota, Fungi, Mucoromycota, Mucoromycetes, Mucorales, Radiomycetaceae. The annotation marks the transcript as partial. The record is from RefSeq and is a predicted model, not a curated record. Gene Ontology annotation, molecular function: inositol hexakisphosphate kinase activity. Gene Ontology annotation, cellular component: nucleus; cytoplasm. The transcript has 2 exons.
CUGCUUCCGUUCACUCACAAAGUCGGGGGUCAUGUCUCCAUGUUCCGCUUAGCUUCCAAUGGAGCGAUCUGUAAAGCGGUAACGGGAACGAGGGAACGCAACUUUUACGAAGCACUGCAACGACUACCCCAUAUGUUGUCAUUUAUUCCGCAGUAUAUGGGCGUCGUUCGAGUAUCUUACAAUAACAAAAACAAGCCGGAAAUUGCACUGGAACAAGACAGACGGCGACUGAGACGGCAGGCCUCUUUACGACGAACCUACGGCGCCUCGGAACCUUACUACGAUGAUCGGUCGACGUCCCAUCCGGUGAUUGAUCUGGCAUUGACGGUGGAUGAUGCGAUUCCUCCUUCGAACGACCGGCCGAUUGCGGAAGAAUUUGUGGUGAUUGAAGAUUUAACGUUGGGGAUUCAAAAACCGUGCGUGCUGGAUCUCAAGUUGGGAACUCGACAGCACGGUGUGUAUGCAUCACCUGCCAAGGAAGCAAGUCAAACUUUGAAAUGUGAACGAUCCACCAGCCGACAAUUGGGCGUGCGGAUGUGCGGUAUGCAGGUUUACAAAACGGAGGGGUACGAGAUACAAGACAAAUACAUUGGACGAAAUUUGACACCACAAUCGUUUGAAGAACUAUUAUUAAAUUUUCUUCAUGAUGGGACACGGGUUCUUUUGGAUUUGAUUCCCGACCUUGUCCGGAAACUGCGACGGUUGGCGCAGGUGAUUGGUUCCAUGCGAGGCUACCGAUUUUUUGGAUCGAGUUUGCUCAUGAUUUAUGAUGGCGCCAACAGUUCUCGA